This is a messenger RNA of Raphanus sativus (radish), 683 nucleotides long. RefSeq lists its product as uncharacterized. Bases 321 to 683 code for a protein of 120 amino acids. The record is from RefSeq and is a predicted model, not a curated record. NCBI's taxonomy places the organism in Eukaryota, Viridiplantae, Streptophyta, Magnoliopsida, Brassicales, Brassicaceae. The transcript is spliced from 2 exons.
UUUAUUUUGGAUCAUCUUCUUGUCCGGUCUGUGAAAUCAUAUAUGUAUAUUUGAUUUGGAGGCUGUGAUAACGUUCUCUCGAACUUGAUCUUUAGAACAUAUAUGUAUAAUAUGAUGAAGUCUGGAAAAGGUCGUUUCUUCCUAACAUCAAUUGUAAGAAAUUACUUUCCCUCGGAAACAUAUAGACGUCUGCUGUGUACAUUCCCCGAUCGGGGUGAUUUAAGGGAUUCAAAUGGUAGGCCUUUCCCUAGACUCGUGGAGGUAGAUCUCUUUGAUAGACCAUUGCCUCCUGAGAGGAUGUCUCGUCGUUGAUUAAGGAUAUGAAACGCCUAACCAAAGAAGAAAAGCACGAAUAUAGGUUUAUAUUUAGUGAAGCGUUGGGGCUUCCAACCCCUCCCAAAACUCCAAGGGGAGCAGAUGAGAGGUUUCUUGUGAAGUUGAUGAAGUUUGAAGAGUCUAAGUUUCAUGAUGUGCUUAGAGAAGUUGCAUGGGCCAAAACUACAGAAGUUGAUAAGACAGUAUUGUACCAGUUUUACAUGAGCGAGAGUUAUGAGAUUCUUUUUGAAGUCCCUUCCAUUGUUAAAGAAUAUGUCUCAAAGGAAGUAGCUCAAGACCUUGUUGCCAAGCUCAAUGCUGCUGGUGGAGUCGCUGUUAUCGAGGAGGUUGAUGAAGAGAAGGAAUGA